Geosmithia morbida is the source of this 843-nucleotide messenger RNA. RefSeq names its product alpha-1,3-mannosyltransferase. The record is from RefSeq and is a predicted model, not a curated record. The transcript is spliced from 2 exons. Lineage: Eukaryota; Fungi; Ascomycota; Sordariomycetes; Hypocreales; Bionectriaceae. The coding region runs from base 1 to 843 and encodes 280 amino acids.
AUGGCGAAGCUUUCACCUAAUCUCAAGGCUCUGAUUGCCGCGCCGUUUGCGCGCCCGGACCCGACAGCAGCUCCUGCGCACAUAGCCGACGUGUAUAGGUCGAUUGCGAGCGACGCAGCAAAGAACAACGUGUCUCUCAAGCCUUGGCUAGCUCUGUCGUCUGCUGCAACUUUCACCCUCAACUCCCCCGAGUCUCUGUCAGCCAUACACAGUGUAGCGACAUCGUACGCCCCCUCAGGCGAGACGAAUCCCAAGGUCAUGGUGGCCGAGUUCAUCCGCGAAGUCGGUCUGAAGUGCAUCUCCUUCAACGGUAUACCCCGCACUAUCAACUGCCUCAACGCCUUUCAUGCCUCCCUUCCCGCCAACGUACGAUCGCAGCUGGAGACGCGCCCCACGCGGCAGCCGACUACGGCCAACCUGAACAACAUCUCCUCGCGCGGCAGGGGUCUCUGGGAUAGCAUCUACGCCCCCUUUGAGGGAAAGCUUGUUACCAAGCUGGCUACGUCACACCCUGACUUGCCCGUGCAUAUUCUCAAUAGCCACUACGGUCCCCUCCUGGCUGACCCGGCAGAGCGCGGGGGACUCGCCAAGACGGGGCGGAUCCUCACUAGCGUUAUUGCCAUUUCGUGCCUACGCGCUCAGACAGGUGUUGCACCCCAGGUCACCAGCCAUGUGUUUGGUCUGCGAAAGGGUAUCGAGGAUGGGACUUACAAGGCCGAGGGGGAGGAGGAGGUGCAGGGGGUCGAGUGGCUGGCUACGAAUGAAGGAAGCGAAUGGAUCCUGCGUUCUGUCGACACCAUUGUAAAGUCCCUAGGUGGAAGCAACUUCUCACCCAAGCUGUAG